CAGUUUCCCGCGAAACUGCGCAGCGAUUGGCCGCGCGUUCCAUUUUCAAACCUCGGAAAUCGUAACUAAUUCGAAACGGUGUUCUAUUUACAAACUCUUUUCAAUAUUAAUUAUUUGUUUACUGUGUCUUUUGUUUAUGGUUGUGGAAUGUCGUUUGAAAUUGGAAUGCACAUAAUGUAAAGUUACCGGCGAACAAGAUGCAUGUAACUGCGUCGAAAUAUCGGGAGCUCGAAAACAAUACAAAAGGAAACAAGAUGGCGGUUUCCGGCGAGGUGUACGAGGACGGAGGAGUCAAAUUGCAUCCGUACCUGAUUGCUUUAGCACGAUGGUGCGUGUCCUGCCUGUGGAGCACCGCCUCCGCCAUGCUGUAUCGUCUGUUGACCAACCCUCUACCGCAGAUCACAGCUCCAAAGUAUUCAAAACCGCGGCCAGCUGGCAAAGAACAUCUGCACCCGGAGCCUAAAGUUGAAUGUGUGGUUCUCUACCAACCAGAGACGCCUAAGGUUGACGUCAUCUUCGUACAUGGACUGUAUGGUUCCCUUGGCAACACCUGGAGACAAGGAGAAUGGAGGUCCAAAUACAAAAUAGAACCCAACAAAAUAAACCUCAGGCGACCCAGCUCCAUCCCGUCCUGCGAUUGUGACAAACAAGCAAAAGAUGUGUUUAUUGAAGAUGCAAAUAAAAUUGAAAGUAUUAAGAACAGUAUCAAACUAGAAAACGAAAAUAUACUCAAUUUUAACGAGAAAGAAAUCACAUUUACAAACAUAGAUGAAUAUUAUAAAAGAAUUACGGAUGAUGAAAUGUUCAUAACAGAGAAGUUUUAUAAAGGCGGGGACCAAUGUGAAGUUAUUGAUAAUUAUGAUACGCAAGCGAAGUUUGUCAGGGAUUUGUUUAAUAUGGAGAAUUUGAAAGUGGAGAAAAAGGAGAACGAUAAUUGUAGGUGUCGGGCGGAGGAGAAACGGUGUGAGGUGGGUUGUGGCUGCAUUUGUGACGAGUGCUACUCCGAGUGCUGGCCUCGGGACUGGAUCAAGGAGGACUACCCUCACGCCAGGGUCAUAUCCAUCAACUACACCAGUGACCCUCAUCUAUGGAGACCUUUGUGGAUCAAGCAGUGCAAGAGACUGCACCUGCACGAGCGAGCAGAGCAGAUGAUCGCGCAGCUGCUGGCCCUGGGUGUGGGGCAGCUGCCCAUCGUGUGGGUGGGGCACUCCAAGGGGGGGUUGUUCAUCAAGCAGAUAUAUUGUGAAGCUUACGAAGCCUAUAUCGAAUUACAUGGGAAUCAAAGUGGAGAAAUUAAUGAUAAUAUGGACAUGAAACAAAACUGCGACGAAUACGAUAAAGACAACGAAAUGAAUCACAAAACUGACAGCAAUAAUGACAAAAAUAAUUUGACAAUUGAAGAAAAUAAGGGUAAGGAUGAAAUGGGUGUAAAAGAAAGACAUUUAGACGAUACGGGUAAAACAAACAUUUAUGAACAAGUUUAUGAAGAAAGCAUAGAAUCUAAUAGAAAUGAGGAUGAUAAUUCCAGCAAUAUAAAUGAUAAUUGUAAGAAUAAUUUAGAAUUAAGAUAUGACGAGAAUGAUAUUUAUGAUGAUAGCUCAGCUAGUGAAAGUUUUUGUGAUUUAAGACAAGCGAACGAUGGAAAUAUUCCAGGGUCUUCAAACAGUGAAGAAGGCCUGUCCCAGCGUGCCCAGCUGUGGUCGCUGAGCUCAGGUUUCAUGUUUUACUCCGUCCCGCACCGCGGCUCGCCGCUCGCGGACAUCAAGACUCCCCUGACGGCUCGCUCCAUCGAACUGCUGGAAAUGGGACAAGACUGCUCGCUGGUGACGGAGCUGCACGCGCGCUGGCUGGGCGCGGCGGCGCGCGCGGCGCCGCGGGUGCGGAGUCUGGUGGAGACCGCAAGGACGCUCAUGGCCGUGCUCUGGCUGCGGAUCGUCAGCACCGACUCUGCUGAUGCCGGUAUAGGCGCCUUAUGCGGCGUUUCGGUGGACCACCGCGAAAUCUGCAAGCCCUCCAGCCGACACUGCAUUCUCUACACGGAGCUCAAAGCGCUAAUACACGCAGCUUUAGAAAAGUGCGGAAAGUAACGCCAUCUAGCGGGCAGUAGCUAAACUACCAUCACUAUCUGCGCGCGGUAGAUCGCAAGCCUGCAUUCUGUAAAUGAAGCUCAGUGGUUGUUCACGCCGCUUUAGCGCGGCAAUAGCUAACUACCCAUUGCCAGUUCGAAGCUGGUUGCAUGAUAAACUCAAAGCCCUUUCACAUUGAAAAAAUUUCAGCAGUAGCGCCAUCUAACGGGCAAUAGCUGAACUGCCCAUGCUUCAACCAGCCGAUCGUAGUAGGUUUACUUCGAUGGUAUAAGCGCAUAGAUAGACCACAGGGAAAUCUGCAAGCCCUCCAGACAUUAAAGCAUUUCCUACACAGACCAUAAAGCACGUAUACCUUAUUUAUAUGCCGUUUAGAACGAGGCACUGACGCCAUCUAGCGGGCAAUAGCUUUGAAACGGCCAAAAAACAAAAGUUCUUUAUCUGAAUCGUAAAAUCGUGUACCAAUCGCAUACCACAACUUUAAAACAUGAAUAUGUAAAGUCAUCCUUUAAGUAAAACUUGAACAGUGCAGUAAAACACUUAUUUUAAUUAUAAGUGCUAUUUGAGGUUAGUUAUAAAAAAAUUGAAUGCCAUAAAAAGUGCCACAAUGUGGCUGUGUUGUUUGUGAUAAGCUUGUAAAGAUUUAUUUUAAAUUUUAAGAAAAUGCUCUUAGGGCCGAAACCAUAGAGAAAAUAGUACAUAGCUCACUCCAUUCAUCAGUUUUGGUACCAAAACGCUUAUUAUUUUCGUAGUCGACAUCUAGCAUCGAGUAGCGGAAUUACCAGUACCAUUACGGAAUUAUCGUACCUGCGACAUAUUCCAUUAUUUAUAUUGAUACUCUCUUGGAUAUAUUUUAUAUUUUUAACGAAAUAUUAAAGCUGUGUUUACACUAGUUUGCCCGCGUUCUAAAGCUAAGUGUAAAUACGCCCUUAUGAAACUAUCAUUCCAUAGCAAGUAUAUCAUCAAAUAUCUCAACGUCAAAUCUGAUAACCUUAUCUUCUUUUUCUUCUUCCUCGCGUUGUCCCGGCAUUUUGCCGCUCAUGGUAGUCUGGGGUCCGCUUGUCAACUAAUCUCAAGAUUUGGCGUAGGCACUAGGUUUUUACGAAAGUGACUGCCAUCUGACCUUCCAAUCCAGAGGGUAAAUUAGACCGGUUUCCUCACCUCUGAAAUCUGAUAACCUUAUACCAAAAGUUUUAGGAAAGCUUGAGUAGAUAUGUAUUUUUGACGUGCGCUGUAUUUUGAUUUUUUUAUCAGUCAAAAAUUUGUUCGCGAUGUAUUGUGGCGCCACCUAUUUAAGGUUUUUGGAUGAAAACUUCGUACACAUAAAUUGUUCUCCUUAGAUACUGAAAUUUAAUUAUUUGACUGUACAAAAGCAUUUUUGCCCAAGCUAAAAACUCAGACCUUCGCUAACGCUCAUAUCUGAUAUAUUUAUAAUUCGGUCAAAUUUACUAGCAGCGUACUUUAGCAAUUGCUACAAAUCAGUGAUAUUAAGAUAAAUGUUAUAUUCUACUCAUGUUAUUGUGUAGUUAUGUUAUGAAAUAAAAAUACAUCGUUACCUGUAAAUUGACUUUAUUAUUAAUAAAAUAUCCUGCCCAAA
Molecule: messenger RNA, 3681 nt
Organism: Cydia pomonella (codling moth)
Lineage: Eukaryota; Metazoa; Arthropoda; Insecta; Lepidoptera; Tortricidae
Exons: 12
Coding region: 198-2087 (629 amino acids)
Source: RefSeq, a predicted model, not a curated record